UCUCCCCUCUUCCUUCUCGACUUUCCUCGCCCGUAGCCAUCAUGCUCGUCGGGGCUGAACUCACCACUGUAGACGUGCUCGUCGCCGUCGAUGUCAACUGAGCUCAUAGGUGUGCUCAGUGCAGCCGUACGACCCCAACGCGCCAGCCCAUGCGCAUCGUCGUGCCUGCAAACGCCGGAUCUGUCGAGCUCCCGUACGGGCCGCAGCCGUUCACACUUUGGCCGCCCCUGGACACGACCAGCCCUGUACCCCGCGCGCGUCGCCCAUGACCCUGCCUCGCCCCUGGCCGCGCCCGCCAGCGCCCUGCCGUGCGCGGCGCUCUGGUCGUAUCCAGGUGUGCCCUGCCAUGCGCGGACCAGAGAAAACAGGGCUUUGUUGGCACUACACGCCGACAGGCUCUCAACCGCCAUCAACUCCAGAGCAUGGCAGAGCACGCCGGCCGGUAGCCGAGUUGGCAGCAGCAGCCUUGCCUGUCUUCUCGCGUUGCCACCGGAGGGGAUAUCUCGAAGCGCCAGCUUGAAGAGACGUGCAUAGAGAUGCCAUCGUAUGUCAUGUACAAGGUUGAGGUUCCCGGAGUCUAUGACGAUUGGGAGGAGUGUCGGAGACAGGUUCACCAUUUCAGCGGUAACAGUUACAAAGGGUACACCACUAGGGCGAAGGCAGAAGCUAGAUACGUGCGCUAUCUAGUGGGAGAGAGGAUGGAGCGGAGGAGGAACCGGAUGAAGAUCAGUUUCAUCGCGAUGAUGCUCAUCGUGACCGCAACCCUCUUCUAUGUGAUGGUAGUUUAGAUAUCAACUUGUAAUGUGAAGACAAACUCGCUACUCGCGGUCUCGAGACUUGUAAUGUUCUAACUUUGUUCGGCAUUUUGAAUUCAGAGACUAAUAUGAUGAAUUGUAUUCGGAGA
Triticum aestivum (bread wheat) is the source of this 904-nucleotide messenger RNA. RefSeq lists its product as uncharacterized. The transcript has 3 exons. The record is from RefSeq and is a predicted model, not a curated record. Lineage: Eukaryota; Viridiplantae; Streptophyta; Magnoliopsida; Poales; Poaceae. The coding region runs from base 91 to 534 and encodes 147 amino acids.